GGAGCCUCCCAGGAGGUUCCGGGUGGGUUUUUUUGGGUGGUUUUGGGUUUUUUUUGUCAUUCAAAAAUCAUUUCCCGGCAGCAAAACCUCGGGGAAAACUCUGGGUUGGGCGUCCCUGGAGAGCAGCGGGAUGUGAUCCAAUCCCAGGAUUUGGUUUGGGUUAAAAUCCUGGGAUUUUCAUCCCUGGAGGUGUCCAUGGAACAGCAAGGUGGGACUUGGUGACAUCUUGGAUUGUUGGAUCCCGGAGCUCUUCUCCAGCCUCAGGGAUCCUGGAAUUCCCUCUCCAUCCACACCCUGAAAAUUGGGAAAAGUGGUGAAAUUUGGAGAAAGAAAAAGGAAAAAAACCUUGGAUUUCAAAGCUUUUCCACCAAAACCAGUCAGGAUUUUCCAGCAUCAGAUCCACAACUGGAUUUUCCCAGCAUUUCCCAGCCUUUCCACCAGGAAGGACCAUCCCCAUCCCCAGCUGAUCCCAAAUCCACCCAAACCCACCCAGAACGAGGAUUUGGCUUCUCCCAGAGCCGUUUGAGGACCCCUCAGCAGGAUGAUGGAACUCUGGCGGAAAAACCAAACCCGUUCUCUGCUUCCUUCUGCUUUUUCCUCUUCCAUCUCCGGGGCGCGGAGCACAGCCUCCGUGCUUUGAAUAAUUUCCGAGCGAAGGGGAUAAAAGGCAAAGGUUUAGCUCAAUCAGCCCCAAAAACAGGAAAUGAGAGGGCCGGGGGUGAAGCUCUUCCUGCCAGCACCUGCUCCGAGCCCCGGAACCGCGGAGGCUCCGUGAUCCCGGCAUGGGCUCCGGGGCUUGGCUCCGGCUGCUCCUCACCCUCGCCGCUCUUGGGGGUAUGUGGGGGAUCAGUGCCCGGGUGACGCAGCUGGGGACUCUGGGGGAACGGACGAUCCUGCAGAUCCCCCGCAAGCUGUGGGAGCCCACCAAAGAGUUCAAGGAAGCCUCCUGGAAGAAAAUCACCGAGGAGCCGCUCAAGAAGAAACUCCUGCUGAAGAUUUCGGGCGAGAACCACACGGAGUUCGAGCCGGAGCGGAUGCGCUUAGGGGAGAACUUUUCCCUGGAAAUCCUCAACACCAGCCGGGAUGACGGGCGGCUCUACGAGUACAGCGUCUACCGGGGCUCGGACGAGGAGGUCUGGCAGAUCCAGCUGGAAGUUCUUGAGCCGGUGGCCGUUCCCAGCAUCCGGAUCCUGCGCCAGGAAUCGUCCAACGGGAGCUGCUGGCUGGAGCUGAGCUGCUCCUCGGAGCGGGGGGACGAGGUUUCCUACAGCUGGGACAGCGGAGACAGCGGGGAGAGCCGGGACAGCAACGGCACCGGGGCGCUCUGCCGGGCCAACGGCAGCGUCCUGAGGCUCCGGUUCCCGCUGCGGAGCGCGGCCUUCGGCUGCGUCUGCACCGCCCGCAACCCCGUCAGCUCCCACAACGCCACCUUCGACACCGACCAGUGCGGAUCCCUGCACAGGGGUGUCCCUGGGGUGAGGACAGAGCUCCUGGUGCCUCUGGUGGUGCUCGGUGUCAUCGUCAUCAUCGUCAUCGUGGUCAUUGUCACCUUCAGGGCCACCCGCUCGGCCAAAUGUGACCCGGACCCCUCCCAGGUCACCCCGGACCCCUCCCAGGUCACUCCAGCCAGUGCCACCAUCUACGCCCAGGUGCAGCGGGUGCAGAAGCCCAAAGGCACCGUCCCCAACGCCACCCCCGUGUCCUGCACCACCAUCUACGCCGCCGCCACCGGGCCACCCCCGACCCCCAAUGGAGCCCCCCGGUCCCCGGCUGUGUCCCCAACGCCGCGGGGACGCCCCCCGCUGUCCCAGGAGCCCACGACGGUUUACGCCAGCGUGACCCAUCCCGUGGCCUGA
Molecule: messenger RNA, 1856 nt
Organism: Melospiza melodia melodia
Lineage: Eukaryota; Metazoa; Chordata; Aves; Passeriformes; Passerellidae
Gene: SLAMF1
Product: signaling lymphocytic activation molecule family member 1
Exons: 8
Coding region: 783-1856 (357 amino acids)
Biological process (GO): positive regulation of type II interferon production
Cellular component (GO): external side of plasma membrane
Molecular function (GO): signaling receptor activity
Source: RefSeq, a predicted model, not a curated record